AGGAGGAAAGCAGUAGGUCUAGGCUAGGUCGGCCUAGGAUUAACUUUUUAAAAUAAAGUUGAAUGGCAAUGGCAGACUAAAGGUGAAAAGGUUAUUUCCGCUUUGAGAAAUGUUUACAUCUAACGACCACUUUGGAUAACAACAGAAGCUGAACUCUGAAACAUUGUCAUUUUAUCAUGAUCAUCAUAUCUCAGAAAUACUAUAGGCCACUAGAUCUAUUGGUUUAUCAUUAGAUCUAGAUCUAGCUACUUGUUUGCGUAUGUCAUGUUCGACUUAAUGUUGCGACACGAAUAAUCUAGAUUCUAGAUCCAGCAGCUUUCGAUUCCUACUCAAUAGGCUUACUGAGGCUUACUCAAUAAAAUAAAUUUCAAUAAAUCAUGGCACUUUUUACCCGUCGAAGAAUAUUUAUGUUUUUAACUGUUUUAUUAGCGGUUAUUUUUGGGGAAAUAAUCACCAUAAAGCGAAGCAGUUAUGAAACUAAAGCAGUGAUUAUACGUGUCAACUUUAUUGUCGUGUUGGAAAUUAUUAUAUUUGCAUUUUCCUGUAUGAUUUGGAAUAGACUUGAACCAUUAAUCACUAGAGGAACUACAGGUGCUAUUGAAAGCAACAACACACAAACUACAGAAUCUACUACAACUACUGGUUUGAGAAAAUGCAAAAACUCUGAACUUGACCUGUCUGAUGAUACCAAUAGAAAUCCUAAUGUUACCAAUGAGGGCAAUGACACUUCAAGAAAUUCUGAGUUAACCAACUCAAAGAAAUGGUCUAUUUGGCACGUGGUAUUAUUAACCUAUCUAGGAACCUGUCAUUUAAGUUAUCUUACAAAUGUAUUUCUUAUUUCUUCAGAACCACACUGGAUUAGUUUAUUUGCAUAUGCUUGCCUAGGAUCAUUUAUUCAACUGAAUACUGGAUUAGUCAGUUUUAAGCUAAUAUCAGUUCUGUUAAACAUUUUAAAUAGAGCUUUUGCGUUACGUUGUAGAAUUUCAAAAAAAAGUGGUGCCUUUCUUGCACUCAUCUACACAUUAUUGAUCUCAGUUUUUGGAUUAUACACGGCUUCACAAUUACCUGCAAUAAAAAAUGUUGCAAUUCCUGUAAAGGAUUUACCUUCUGCUUUAGAAAAAUUGACAAUUGUUCAACUUAGUGAUAUUCACUUGGGACCCACUGUAGGGCUUUCUAAAUUGAGAAAGAUUCAAGAGCUUGUUAAUCAACAAAAUCCUGAUGUUGUAGUUUUAACUGGCGACUUGGUUGAUUCACCUGUUUACAAACUAAAAGAAGCAGUAGAGCCCUUGUCUGCCAUCAACUCAAAGUAUGGAAAAUAUUUUGUUACAGGUAACCACGAAUAUUAUACCGGGGAUGUUGAUAAUUGGUUUUCUGUCCUUGAAUCUCAUGGAUUCAGAGUACUUCAUAACAGCCAUGUUCUAAUCCCUGAGGAAGCCUCAGACAAAGAAGGCCAGAUUUGUCUAGCAGGGACUGAUGAUGUUCAAGCAGAAAGACUUGGAUAUGGUGACCAUAAGUUUGAUUUGGAUAAAGCCGUUAGUAGCUGCAAUACAGCUAGACCUGUGAUUCUGCUAGCUCAUCAGCCAAUAGCAGCUAAAAGAGCUGUGGACUCUGAUUAUAGAAUUGAUCUUGUUUUGUCAGGUCAUACUCAUGGUGGCCAGUUGUUUCCCUUGAACAUCCCAGCAUACCUGCUCAACCCAUACUUUGCUGGCCUCUAUCAGGAUCAAAGAAGAGGAAGUUUUGUCUAUGUCUCACAAGGAACUCAGUACUGGGGUAUUCCAAUGAGAAUAUUUACAUCAAUGGAAAUAACAAAGUUAACAUUAUAUUCUAUUCAUUGAUUCGAUUCAUUUUAGACUGCAUUUGUUUUCAUUUUUUUUUUAUUUUAUACAUUCAGCAUUCAAAGUUUGGUAUAGAUUAGUUAAUAUUACUACAAUUUGAUUAGACAAGGGUUAUUUGUUUUGCUGACCUUGUUGUCCUAAGUUGCUUUAAAUUAAAGAAAAUUUUAAUUUUAAAAAAUUGAUACAUUUUGGAACUUUAAAAAUUCUAAAUAUGGAAAAUAAACAUAUUAAAAUUCUGUGAUGUGACUGUU
Molecule: messenger RNA, 2086 nt
Organism: Physella acuta
Lineage: Eukaryota; Metazoa; Mollusca; Gastropoda; Physidae
Product: transmembrane protein with metallophosphoesterase domain
Molecular function (GO): hydrolase activity
Source: RefSeq, a predicted model, not a curated record